AUGAGGGCGAUAUCAGAUCAUCCUCAGCAGCGGGGCGACAUACAUCUGGAUCAUCCCCAGCAGAGGGGUGACGUGCACGAUGAGCUGGAGCUUCUGCUCGCCCGGUACCCCCAAGUCAGUGCUGGCUUGGAUGAGGCUGCCGUGGCGAGACUCCGGGAGGCGGAACUGGAUCGAGCCGAAGAGAUCCUUGAAGACAUGGCUCAUAUGGGCAUUCACAAUCCAUCUGCAUUUGUGGUCAAGGCCGUUUCAUCGUCGAGAAUCCGACGAGGAAACCCCGAUGCACUGGCGCCACCGCCAGCCAAGAUGGCAAGGACCCAAUACAGAAACGGCUUGUAUCCCGAAGCUCGCACUGGGAGGAUGCCGGAGGCAUCGGAUCUCGGGAGACGUGGUGCUCAAGCCGGACUCGAUGAUGACGCCUUGAGGCUCUUGCGCGCGGCAGAUCCAGCUUGA
This is a messenger RNA of Symbiodinium sp. CCMP2456, 450 nucleotides long. The record is from the annotation of a GenBank genome assembly. Lineage: Eukaryota; Dinophyceae; Suessiales; Symbiodiniaceae.